AUGAUAUCAAUAGUACUAAAAGGAUGGGAACUGCUUAGGAAGUAUAUAUUGACCAUACCUCGCUUCGAUCUGUUCCUGCAAGGAGCUCUCCUCAUCGUCAUUUUCCUUGAGAGUAAUAUCUUUUUACUGCUGCGAAGAAAUGACAAUACAGGAUUUAUACAUACUAUUAACCAAGAUUGGGUAAAAGUUGGUAUAGGUGUUGUGGAGUUUCUUCUGGGUGUUGUAGUGGCAUGGCAAGGGAAAGGCUGGCGUAACUUCACACUCUCCUUCUGGCUGGGAAUUACAGCUAUCUCUGGUCUUAUUAUACUGGCCUUUCCAUUCCCUAAUAUCAAUGUACCGGAAGUUGAACUAUGUGCUGGUGGUGCGAUAACAAAAUACUCAGAGGUCAUAGAUCCUCAUCAAGUCAUACGUGGUGUGUUUUUGGUGAUCACAGCAGUGUUGUGUGGUCUUACAAAGAUAAGCAUAUGGGCACAUGGUAUCACGUAUCUGGAUGAUCAUGAACCACAAAGUGGACCUUACUUUUAUGGUAUUCUUAUCUCAAUUCGUCUAUCCCUGGGCCUGAGUGGCACUAACUGGCUUCGACCUGGGUCAGUUAGAGAGGACUGGUAUGAGGCGCAUGUGUCCCUCUCAAUGCUAACUCUAAUGUUCAGUAUUCUUUACACUCUCUUCCCGAGGCAGAUGCCUUCUUAUAAGGAGAUUGAUCCGCUUGAGAGAACAUGUCUACUCCAGCCUCUUCGUCGUGUGCUGAAGAACAGGGCCCUGAUCCUGCAGUCGUUAGGCAUGUCCUUCUUGACGAUUGCCAUUUUUGGUUUCAAUAAUUACGAGACUUCAUUGUUACAGACAAAAUUCUAUGUGGAAACGAUACGUCAGGAUCCACGCACAUCUCGGGUCAUUAUUGACAUCUUUAGAUCUCUAGUUAUUAUCUUCUUCGUAUCUAUAUUCCGCAUGCGUUUCUCGGGUCGGCGUAACGACGGUGUAAAAGCUUCAACAGCAUCGAAGGUAGGGGGAGCUGUGGCAGCUUUUGUUGGAGUAUUAUUCUGUGUGCUUGCCGGUCUUAGCUGUAACACAGGAGACAUGGCAGGAUUAAAUGGCGAAUACCGACAGCCCGAGUGCAGUAUGCAGUGCGGGUGUUCUUCGGAGUCGUACGGGUUCAGUCCUGUAUGUGAAGUGGAUAGUCAAACCACUUAUUUUUCUCCGUGCCACGCUGGUUGUAACCAAUAUGAGGAUCUCAAUGGAUUCUUGAUCUUACAAAACUGCACGUGUGGUGCGCAGACGCAACGCGCGGUGCGUGGAGGUUGUUCAUUGCUUCCGUCGUGUGCUCUUAUCUAUAACAUCUACCUGGUCUUCUUCACUGUCAUGUUAGCUGCUGGAGCUGCAUCCUUGUUGAUGCAAGGCAUGGUUGUUCUACGCUGUACGCGUCGGCGUGAUAAGCCGCUGGCUGUGGGAGUGGCGUUUGCGAUAGUUGGUCUGGUAUCACACGCUUUAGGUCAUCUCUUAUAUAUGUUAAUUAGUGAAUUAACCUGUGCCUACAAAGUGAAUGGCGUAUGUAUAUUCCACGGGGACAUUGUAUGGGUCAUGCCAGUCGUGAGUGUAGUGUUCUGUCUCAUAUCAGCAGUGUUAAGUUUCGCAGCCAGCCGGGCAAGUGUCAACAAGGUCGUCGCUCUUAACGGCGUUAGCUGA
This is a messenger RNA of Pieris macdunnoughi, 1680 nucleotides long. The record is from the annotation of a GenBank genome assembly. NCBI's taxonomy places the organism in Eukaryota, Metazoa, Arthropoda, Insecta, Lepidoptera, Pieridae.